AUGUAUCAGGACAUGGAUCGCUUCUUCCCUCAACAAUGCACACCAACGCCAUCCUUCAGCGAGUCGCCCGCUCCUGAUGUAUCAUCAAAGGGCGAGCGCAAGACCAAGGAGGAAAUUGACUCCGCCAAGGCGCGACUGUCGGAUACCAAAUUCGAGAUGAACCACUUUCCGGAUCCCCUACUUCCCAGAACGGGAACAGCAGCAAUUUUCAUGCCGAAGGGUGUUACGGCUGAGAUGGAAGCCCACUUACAGGGCGUGAUUGAUCGAAUUAAGGGCACUACUGCAAAGGUUUGA
Molecule: messenger RNA, 294 nt
Organism: Pseudomassariella vexata
Lineage: Eukaryota; Fungi; Ascomycota; Sordariomycetes; Amphisphaeriales; Pseudomassariaceae
Exons: 2
Coding region: 1-294 (97 amino acids)
Source: RefSeq, a predicted model, not a curated record